UCCAAGUAGAAUAAUGGAGACAAGUGAAUGGAGAAAUUAACUAACAAGCCAACUGUGACCUUGGGUCACGGUCUCGUAGUUGUGAUCAAGUGAUAAACAUUUAGCAUUAGCGUAACUCACUCAAUAAUUAACCUUUUGUACGAACCUAAAUAUAAUAUCAUACAAAAACAAAUUCAGAUAGUUCUGUGAUAAAGAGUAAUGUAAAUCGUUUAUUAAGUUAAUCAUGUGUGUCCUUUGAGUAGCCUCUGACUGGUGCAAAGCAUCGUGAAGUACAUUUCUUUUUAUGAUGGUACUGUGUGAUUUUCGGGAUGGGAUAAUAUAUACGAUACAGAGUAACUUAAACUAUCCUUUUGGAAUUCUAAAUAUUCGACACAUGGUUGACAAUUUUCCUUCUAACUAUUUAUUCCAGUUUUGUAUCUCUUAUAAAAUGCGAUUCAGAGUUAUGUAAUAAUUUUUUUACCUGUAAUUCACGAAUGCUUUAUUUAUCAUUAAAAAAUAAACUUGGUUCUAUUAAGAAUACAAAAUACCGUAAUCAAACCGAAAUAUACCCAAUUUGGUCAGUUUCUAUUCUCCCGUUUCGAUUACUAAAUAUUCUGUGGCUGAAGCCUCUUUGCAUACUCUUUUCCUCUUA
Messenger RNA from Rhizophagus irregularis DAOM 181602=DAOM 197198, 631 nucleotides. Lineage: Eukaryota; Fungi; Glomeromycota; Glomeromycetes; Glomerales; Glomeraceae. The record is from RefSeq and is a predicted model, not a curated record.